CCCUUACUGGAUGGCUCAGGUCGAAGGGGAAUGGAGGAAAGGUCCUUUCUGUUUAACUUGGAUGAAAUCAGCCUCACUGUGCCGAGCCUUUCCUGUCCUUACAGUCUGCUGUACUGUGAUAACAGUGUGCUGUGUGACUCUCAGGCCUCAACAUGUAUCUGCUGCUGGGGAUCGGGGUUGUGAUCGCAGUCGCGUACUUUUACCGGGAGAUUGUGGUGAAGGGGAAGAGAUGCACGAGCAAGGUGAAGCUGCACGGGAAGACCGUGAUAGUGACAGGCAGUAACACCGGCAUCGGGAAGGAGACGGCCAUCGAUCUGGCUAAAAGAGGAGCUCGAGUGAUUCUGGCCUGUCGCAGCAGACAGAGAGGAGAGGCGGCUCUGGAGGACGUGAAGAGGGAGAGCGGCAGUAAUCAGGUGGUGUUCAUGCCGCUGGAUCUCGGGAGUCUGAAGUCUGUUCGCAGUUUUGCAGAGACCUUCCUGAAGACUGAGUCCAGACUGGACCUGCUCAUCAACAAUGCAGGUAUCUUCAUGCAGGGUCGCACAGAGGACGGACUGGGGAUGAUGUUUGGCGUGAAUCACAUCGGUCACUUCCUGCUAACCAACCUGCUGCUGGACCGUCUGAAGGCGUGUGAGCCCAGCAGGGUGGUCAACUUGGCGUCUAUGGCUCAUAACUUUGGGAAGAUAGACUUUGACUGUCUGAACAAGCACAAAGCUCUGGGAUUGGGGACUUCGUCCAUGAACGUUUUUCAGGUUUACUCCGACAGCAAGCUGUGCAACGUCCUCUUCAACCAUGAGCUCGCCAAGAGACUGAAAGGUACCAAGGUCACCUGCUACUCCCUCCAUCCAGGAGCUAUCAACUCAGAGCUGGCGAGGAACACAAGUUCCAUCCUUCAGCUCGCCCUGAAGCCUUUCACUAUUUACUUCUUCAAGAACACGGUCCAGGGAGCCCAGACCACCCUGCACUGUGCUCUGCAGGAGGGAAUCGAACCUCUGAGCGGGCGUUACUUCUCUAACUGCACCGUGAGAGAGCUGUACGAGAAAGCCAAGGACGACGCUGCAGCCAAGAAGCUGUGGGAGCUCAGUGAGAGCCUGUGUGGGCUCUCUUAGAAAGACCUGAACCCCUGACAUUUAUUUGAUUAACACCAAAUAUUAACACAGAGAGACGUCCUCCAAUGCACCUGAGACAUUUAUGAAUAGGUGAGCUGGCAGGUAAGAUUAGGGGAGAUGAAGUUUGCACUGCCACUCCUCUCUGCUGGUUACACAAAGCUAUCAUGACUCAGCACUUUUUAUAACACAAAUAAACACACUUGUUUGAUUUGUAAGAGCUCUUUAAACACUUCCUAUUUACUGAACAGUUAUUACUGCUCUGUGUGACUCCAUUUGUUAAUGACCAAUAUUAAUAAACAGUCCGUUUCUA
Notolabrus celidotus (New Zealand spotty) is the source of this 1416-nucleotide messenger RNA. RefSeq names its product dehydrogenase/reductase SDR family member 13-like. Lineage: Eukaryota; Metazoa; Chordata; Actinopteri; Labriformes; Labridae. The coding region runs from base 153 to 1106 and encodes 317 amino acids. The record is from RefSeq and is a predicted model, not a curated record. The transcript is spliced from 6 exons.